GUCUGAGGCUGUGCCUCCCUUGCCUUCUCCUCUUGGCGCGUGGGGAACACUGGCUGCUGGUCCACUCUAGGUCUACACCAUGGGGUCCAGCACUCUUCCCCCAGCCCUCCUGCUGCCACUUCUCCAGCUUGGCUUCCAGAUGUUGGCUCUACAUGCAGACCCUGAGCCUGGAGCUUCUUUCUUUGGAGACAGCUUUGUGGAGGUGCCCUCAGUGGAUGCAUACAGCACAGUUCAUCUCCGCCUCCAGUUCUACACAAGUCAGCACAAUGGUCUCCUCUUCCUGGCUGCUGGACAGGCUGACUACCUCCUGAUGGAGCUGCAAUCCGGCAUCCUACAGGUUCGACUACAGCUGGGCUCAGAGAAGAUAAUGGUCAACUCUCCAGCAAGCCUGCAGCUCAAUAACUUAGUUAUCCACAGUGCUGAGCUGUUGGUCAGUGAUGGUCAGAUGACUCUGAUUGUGGAUGGCCUCUUUAACACCUCUGUGGAGAUCCGAGGACCCCUACACCUGUUAGACAUUCAAUAUGGUCUCUACAUAGGUGGGGCUGGGACCCUGGAGCUGCCAUACCUCUCAAGGUCCACCUCACCAUUCAGAGGCUGCCUCCAUACGGUGAUCUUCAAUGGCCUAGAUGUUCUUUCUCUCCUGACAUCUGGUGAUGGCUCCAAAAUAUUCCACAGAGUUCAGGAAGGGUGUAGCACAGAGUUCUCUGCUGGGCCUGAUGACCCUUUCAGCUUUCUGGGACCACACUCUUACAUUACUUUCCCUGGGUGGAGCGCAAGAGAAGAAGGUACCAUUGAAUUUGUGAUAACAACAAGUAUCACUCAGGCCCCUCUGAUCUACCAGUCAGGGCUGAACAAUGACUUCAUCUACCUAGAGAUCUUUGAUGGACGCUUAAGGGGAGUAGUUGAAAAAGGUAAUGGGACUGUCAUCCUGCACAACAAUUUCUACAUCAGUGACGACCAGCAGCACUACGUGAAAGUCUAUGUGGACAUGUACAAGUUUGAGAUCCUUGUUGACUACUAUGGCUCACGGACAUCCAACCGGGGUAUCCACAGCCAUCUUGAUCUCCAGGGAAGCCUCUUCAUUGGAGGUGUGAAUGAAAAGGCCUUGCACAGGUUGAGGGAACACCGACUUGCUUUCAUCUCUGGGGACAGCUCUGUCAACAGGUCAUUCAUUGGCUGCUUGGAGGACCUGAGGAUAAACCUGGAAAAGAAGAGCCUGCAAGAUGCUCUGGUCACAAAGGGCAUAACAACAGUCUGUGGAAAGCAGGAGCAGUACUGGGACUAUGAGAAUGUAUAUGAGCAGGAUGAAGCAACCACAACCCCAGUUCCCGAUGUCUGGCACGAAGUGCUGGGCCCAGUGGUGGAACCUUGCCGCCCUGACCCUAGCCUCCCUCCCAUCUUUGCCAACCUCACUAGGCUGUUGCAUGUCAGCCCCCUCAUUGUUGCUGAAGGAGGCACAGCCUUUCUAGAAUGGCGACACACCCAGCCUACCAUAGACCUCAACAGUGCCAGUAUCAGGCAGUCUCAGGUCCUUUUUAGUGUCACAAAUGACCCCAGGCAUGGCCAGCUGGAACUAGACAUACCCAGUUCUAGAAACAGAAGGAAGUUCACUUUGUUGGAUGUAGUGAAUCGGAAAGUCAAGUAUGUCCAUGAUGGCUCUGAGAGUCCCAUGGACCAGCUGAUGCUGGAGGUAACGAUCACUGCCCGGAGGGGGGUUCCUGACUGUUUGCGGCAAGGCCAGAUUUACCUGCUCCCAGUAAUGAUCAACCCCAUCAAUGAUGCCCCACAAGUGUUCUUCCCCCAUGGGGACCUCAUGGUGAUUCUGGAGCGCACACGGAAGCACCUGGGCAUGGACAUCAUCCAGGCACAUGAUGAUGACACAUCCUGUGACAACCUGAAAUUCCAGCUGCUUGGCAGCAAGAGAAUGGAAGAAGGUUAUGUGGAAUAUGAUUUCCAGCCUGGAGUCCCCAUUGAUGAGUUCUCCUGCAGGGACCUGGAGGCAGGCAAUGUGGUCUACGUCCACCAGAGUGGACCAUCAUUACAGCUCAUCUUUCAAGUGAGUGAUGGCAUGGUCAGGAGCCCAGUGGCUGCUUUGAGAGUCAUUGCCAUUGAGCCUGACAUUCAAGUACACAAUAACACAGGCCUGUUCAUCUCUCAAGGAGGCACUGUUCUGAUCACCACAGCCAACCUCUCGGUAGAGACCAAUGCAGUAAAACAAAGAGUAACCAUCAUUUAUCGCCUCACAGAUCCUCUCUGGUAUGGUGAAAUCCAGAAGCAAGGGAGCAUGGGAGGGGAGUGGAAGAAAGUUGAAGCUUUCCACCAGCAAGACAUUGAGCAUGGGCGCGUACAGUAUUUCAGCACAGACCCUGAGCACCAUCUGGAAGAUGUCAUGGAGAAGCUGAGGUUCGAGGUUCAAGUUGGCCAGAAGGUCUUAACAAACAACACUUUCCUCAUCAGGAUCAAAAGGGCGACUAUCAAGAUGAGGACCAUGGUGCCCCUGCUGAUGAAAAACAAACGACACAAAAACAUCACUACCAGGGAGCUGGAAGCAACCUUGGAGGAUCCAAAUGCUACCCCACUUUCCUUCUACUAUGAAAUAAUCCAAGCACCCAAAAAAGGAAACCUUGAGCUUCUGGGCAGUAGGCUAACAGAAGGCUUUGGAUUUACCCAAGAGGCCUUGCAGAGAAGACAACUCAGCUACAGUGCUACAGUCAGGAAUGCUAAAGAGACUGAGGACUCCUUCCAGUUCCGUGUCACUGCUGGUGACCAGUAUUCCCCAGUGUAUACCUACAUGAUCAGCAUUGGGGGGGACCCAGAUGCACCUGCCCUGACCAACGUUCUUUUAUCUGUCCUGGAAGGAGGUCAGGCUGUCAUCUCCAAGGACCACCUGUUUGUACAGAGCUUAAGUAGUAUGGACUAUAUGUAUGAGGUGAUUGAAGGGCCAGCUCAUGGAAAGUUGAUCUGGAGGACAUCACCAAACUGGCCUGCCAAUGAAGAGGUCAUUACCGAGUUCACCAAUGAAGACAUCCUCCACAGAAGGCUUCUGUAUCAGCACGAUGACUCUGAGACCACAGAAGAUGAUAUCCCCUUUGUGGCCAUCCAGCAGGAUGAAGGCAGCACGGACCCUGAAGCAGAAGAGGUAAGGGGGGUCUUUAGAAUCUCCAUCCAGCCUGUCAAUGACCACGCACCCACCCAGGUAGUGAACAAGGUCUUCAAUGUAGUGCGGAAUGGCCAGCGCUUGCUGACCACUGAUGAUAUUGCCUUUGUGGAUGUGGACUCUGGUUUCUCAGAUGCCCAGCUGGUGCUGGUGAGGAAAGACAUUCUAUUUGGUAGCAUCCACUCCAUUGAGGACAGGAGUCGCCAGGUCUACCGCUUCACCCAGGAGGACUUGAGGAAGAAGAAGAUUCUCUUUGUCCACUCAGGGGCUGACCGAGGCUGGAUCCAGCUGCAGGUCUCUGAUGGCCUCCAUCAAACCACAGCUGUCCUGGAAGUACAAGCCUCGGACCCCUACAUCCAGAUUGUCAACAACACUGGCUUAGUCAUCCACCAAGGGAGCCAGGGAACUAUUGACUCCUCUGUACUCAGCCUGGAGACUAACAUGGACAUAAGAAAUGAUGAGGACAUCCGGUUCCUGAUAACUACCCCGCCACGAUGGGGGAUGGUGCUUAGAGGGGGCCAGCCUACAGGGAUCUUCUCCCAAAGGAACCUGAUGAAUGCAGAAAUAGUGUACCACCACAAUGGCAGCAGGAACUCUAGAGAUGAAUUCCAGUUUUCUGUAGAAGCGAAUCAGGUGGCUGUGGAAGACACCCUGGAGGUCACCGUGUUCCUAGAUAACCACCCAUCUCCCUUGACCAUCAUCCACCACAAAAGAAUAUAUGUCUUCGAAGGGGAAGCAGUUGAGAUUAAGAAAGACCAGUUGCUGGUGACCCAUGAAGAGAUCCCACCUCAUGAGAUCAUCUACUCAGUGAGCAGUGACCCUCACUCUGGGUUCCUGGUGAUGGUGUAUCAUGACAGCGAUUCUGAUGAGCCUCCCAGUCUGGACCCUGUCCAUUCCUUCACCCAGGAGGACAUCAACGAAGGCAAGGUCCUCUACCUGCACUCCAAGCCUGAAGAGCAGACCGACCAGUUCACUGUGGACAUCAUGGCCAGCAGGGCAGAUGCCCUGGAGGGGAUUGUGGUGAACUUGGAUGUCCUUCCCAUUGCAGUCCCUCUGGAGGUCCACAAUGUCACAAUCAUGGGUGGGGGCUCCACAGUCCUCUCCACAGACAUCCUGACCAUCCCCAGAGCCUACAUCACAGUGCUGAGUGUGGAGUUUGUGAUUCUUGAGCCCCCAAAAUAUGGGACCAUCCAGAAUAUUGAUAGACCUGAAGAAGGCAACCUUCACUUCUUCUCCUGGAAUGAGGUGGAGCAGCAGCUCAUCCAGUACACACACGAUGGCAGUAAGGCCCUGGCUGACAGCUUCACCAUCCUGGCCAAUGCCUCUGAGGUUGACCGGCAGAGUCAGCCCAAGACCAUCUCCAUCACCAUCGUGCCACGCAUUGACAAGGGGCCUGUGGUUACCAUUAAUGCCGGGCUGCAGAUGCAGGAAGGCACCACGGCAGAGAUCACUCCUGACAUCCUGAGAAGCGAGGACGAGGACUCCUCUCCAGAAGACGUGGUUUAUUCCAUCAUGUCCCCAACCAAUGGGAAAGUUGUGCUGAAAUCAUCUCCUAGCAAUGGGAUUCUGCAGUUCACUCAGGCUCAAAUAAAUAGCGGGGUCGUCCAGUUUGUGCACAAUGGGUCUCUUGACGGUGGGUUCUCCUUUGAUUUGUCUGAUGGAAAGAAUGUAUCACCUCGGCACUUCUUCAGCGUGAGUGCCCACCAGGAGCUGGUCAUCAGCCUGGUAAAUAAACAGGAUCUCACCGUGUGUCCAGGGACCCUUCAGCCAAUCACUAGCCAGAAUCUGAAAGCCAUGACCAACAGCAAAGCAGAUGCCAGCUCCUUAUUUUACAGCAUACAGCAGCCCCCGCAACUGGGCAGGCUGGUGAAUUCCCAGCUGGGUAGUGCCAUGGGGGAUGUGAAGAACUUCACUCAGGCUGAGGUGAAUAGUGGAACAAUCUUUUAUCAGCAUGAAAUGCCCCAGCAGCCAUUUUGGCUUACCCAGGAUGCUCUUCACUUCCGAGUCUCUUCUCCUUCUAUCGUAACAGAGCCAUAUAUCCUCAGUGUGUCAAUAUCAUUUGAAGCAAGCUGUCCCCAGAGGUCAACUCAGCUCUGGAGAAACAAAGGUCUCAUAGUUCGGAAAGCACAGCAUGCAGAGAUUAACACCUCAGUGCUGGAUGCUUCCAACCUUUUGACAAAGGUUCCAGAGUCCAAAAGGACAUCCUAUGAUGUUGUGUUCCUGGUUACUGAGUUACCCUCCCAUGGUCACCUCUCUGUGGCUGAUGUACCCAUCAACAAAGAGCAUCCUUAUUUCCUGCAGUCUGAUCUUGUUAUGGGUGGUCUGAACUAUGCUCACUAUGAGGCUGGUGCCAUAGAAGACCAUUUCAGAUUUAAGGCUUGGCUUCGGCCUCUGGCCAUGGAGUCUAUUCACCCUCCCCAGGAAGGAGGUGGGGUGUUCAUUUCUGAAGCCUUCAAUAUAACUGUGAAUCCUAAUAAUGAAAAUCCACCUCAGCUGACUAAGCAAAGACAUGUCCUGCAGGCCCACCAAGGCUCCUUAGUGAUGCUGUCCCGAGAUCACUUGGAUGUAGUGGAUCCUGACAGUUCUCCUGAAGAGAUUGAGUACAAAAUCCUCAAGAGGCCAGCCAGUGGCUUCCUGGCCAACAUGCACAAUAAGCAGGUGCCAAUCAGCCAGUUCACCCAAGCAGAAGUCAAUGCUGGCCACCUGGUCUUCAUUGCCAAUGGGAGCAGUUCUCUUGGAUCCUUAGACUUGAGUAUCUCUGAUGGGCAUAAUCUACCCAUAUUCACUUCCCUGGAAGUAGAGGUUCUUCCUGUAUUGACAACAGGGAUGAGCCAGAUACCUCUAGAAAUACCUCAGGACCGGAACAUUGCCUACCUGUCCAGAGAUCACCUCCUGGGGGGCUCACAGCCAGGGGAACAAGAUGUCCUUUACACAAUCACCAGGAAUCCCACAUUUGGCCAGCUGAGGGUCAACCAAAAGCCAGCAAGGGACUUCUCACAGAAACAGGUGGACCAAGGGGAAGUGACUUUUAUUUUCACAGAUUUCACCUCCCCUGAGGAUGAAUUCCAGUUCCUUUCAAGAUCCAAAGGAGGAAACAUGUCAGGAGCAGUGAAUGUGACAGUCAAGGCUUUGGUCAGAAUGCAGCAGGGGAUUCUGUGGCCAAGGGGGAAAACCAUCCUGCUGGACACCAGUGUUCUUGACGCAAGCGAGCUGGCCAACAAGACAAAGAGCGUCCCAGUCUUUAAGAUCCACAGAGCCCCCCAGGGCAGCCAUUUUGUGAAAGUCUCAGAUGACAAAGACAGGCAGCCCACUCCCACUGACACCUUCACCCAGGAUGAUCUUGAGAGAGGGUUGAUUGCACUGGAAGUCCCACAAGCCAAAGACUCUGGGCAGCACUUGCAGAACAACAGCUUUGUGUUCGAGCUGGCAGCUGCAGGGGUGCCGCCUGCCUUGGAGUUGCUGAAGUACAGCUCUGAGCCCUUUGACUCCUCCAAGGUGUACAGGGCCACACUUCUCACUGCCACCCAUUUCCCAGAUACAAGCCUCUGGCCCACACUCCAGGAGACAAGCCCUUUCCCAGCAACCUCAGCCACUCAGGCUCAGGGCUUACCGCAACCAAGUCACAACACUAGCGAGCAUGAGACACCUCCCACAGCCUGGCAAAGCCAUGAGGCCACAACCAGCCCUUCCCCUGUGGAAGGGGGCACAUUCCUCAGCUUCAUCGAAGCCAACAUGUUCAGUGUUAUCAUCCCAAUCUGCCUCAUCAUCCUUCUUUUGGCUUUAAUCCUCCCCCUGCUGUUUUAUCUCCACAAGCGCAACAAGACUGGAAAGCACAAUGUACAGGGCACGGCCGCCAAACCCAAGAAUGGGGCUGUGGUUGACCAGGAGACCUUUAGGAAGACCGACCCAAACCAAGCCAUUCCUUUAACGACUGUGAACACACUGGAGGCCAAGGGAUCGGGACCCGUGACCAAAGGAGCAGGGGCAGGAGGGCAGCAGGACCCUGAGCUACUUCAGUACUGCCGGACUUCGAAUCCCACCCUAAAAAAUAAUCAGUACUGGGUCUGAAUGCUGGGCUGAAAGGCAAGACUCUUCCCUUC
Alligator sinensis (Chinese alligator) is the source of this 7257-nucleotide messenger RNA. RefSeq names its product chondroitin sulfate proteoglycan 4 (gene CSPG4). The coding region runs from base 80 to 7225 and encodes 2381 amino acids. The record is from RefSeq and is a predicted model, not a curated record. The transcript has 10 exons. Lineage: Eukaryota; Metazoa; Chordata; Crocodylia; Alligatoridae.